Xenopus tropicalis (tropical clawed frog) is the source of this 3842-nucleotide messenger RNA. Its product is annotated as breast cancer anti-estrogen resistance protein 3. Bases 88 to 2109 code for a protein of 673 amino acids. NCBI's taxonomy places the organism in Eukaryota, Metazoa, Chordata, Amphibia, Anura, Pipidae. The transcript is spliced from 10 exons. The record is from RefSeq and is a predicted model, not a curated record. Gene Ontology annotation, molecular function: guanyl-nucleotide exchange factor activity; phosphotyrosine residue binding. Gene Ontology annotation, biological process: small GTPase-mediated signal transduction.
CCACCGGGUAACACAAUGGAAUGUGUGUGAGCCAACGGGGACGGGGAGCUGCACCUUCCGCACACUCAGCAAUAUCAGCCAAUUAGGAUGACUUCUCGUGCCGACACCCUGAAGAAGGAGCUGGAGGAGGAGCUGAAACUGAGCAGCGAAGACCUGAGGAGUCACGCUUGGUACCACGGGCCUCUCCCAAGGCAGGAUGCCGAGCGGCUGCUGGUGUCAAACGGCGACUUUCUGAUCCGCGACUCCAUCUCUUCCCCGGGGGACUACGUGCUGAGCUGUUGCUGCGCCGGGGGGCAGCCCUUACACUUUAAGAUCAUUGCAGUGGCUCUGCGCCCCCGGCGUGGCAUCGCCCGCACUCUGUACCAGUUGGAACAAGACCAGUUUGAUAACAUCCCGGCUCUGGUUCGCUCCUACGUGGGGGACAGGAGGAAGGUGUCGGAGUCUACGGGCGCAGUUAUUAUACGGCCGGUCAAUAGAUCCCUGCCCCUUACUGCCCUGCGUGAGAGACAUAAUGGCCCCAGCGGGGGGGACAGAGACCACAGGAGAAGCCUCAUCCUGUCUGAGAGCAGCCUCCUUAGGACCAAGGAGCGGUUCGGGAGUCAGCCAGGCAACCUGGACGCACUGAAGGAGAGACCUCUGCAGAGUGCUCAGUCUGACAGUAACCUGCUCUCAGCCCUCACAGCAGAAACGUCGCCCCCGGCGCAGACCCCAAUGCCCGCGCCCCUCUCCCCGCUUUUCCGCACCGGCAGUGAUCCAGUCCUUAGGGCCAAAACCGUUCCGGCCCCCAGCCUAGACCUAGAUGGAAACAGCGGCCUUCGGGGCUCAGACAGCCAGCUGCAUUCCAAGGCUCCCCCAAAGCCCAUCCGGGCCCCAUCCUUGCUGCUUUCGGAGCCCCCCGAUGAAGGCGACACCUACUCCGAGCUCGUCCCCCGUGUCCCUGUGUUCCCCAAGAGGCCAGUAGACCACGGCAAGGCUGAAGAACGAUGGAAAAACCGCGUCCGGGCCACCGAGACCACUUUUGGCUUUCUGGAGUCGGAGGAGUCCCAAGGUGGGGUUGGUUCCGGAACUGGACUUUUGGGCGGUGCCAGUACUGUGACCGUGGUCCCUACGGCGGUGGCUGCUGAGGAAGAGGAGGAUCCAUUUGUCAGACCACAGAUACAAAGCACUUCUUCCUAUCAGCCCUCAGCCUUCCAUUCUCUUCUGCUGCCUCCCGAAAACAAACCCCUGGAGCCGGCGGCCCUGCGCAAACUCAAAGAGAUAGUCAGCCAAAGAGACUGCAAGGAGAGCGCCCUACAUAUCCUGCGAGAGGACUGCAAGGAAAUUCGAAUUUGGGGCAUUACCCCCGAGCAGCAGAGGAUGAUGGGAGUUCGCUCGGGGCUGGAGCUAUUAACAUUACCCUAUGGGCAGCAGCUGAGACGAGACCUUCUAGAAAGGCACCACCUCCUGUGCCUGGGGGUCGCCGUGGAUAUCUUGGGCUGCACAGGAGCCGUCUCAGAAAGGGCGCAUACCCUCCAUCGCAUUAUCCAGCUGGCGGUGGAGCUGCGAGACCACGCGGGGGACCUCUUUGCCUUCUCUGCCGUUAUGAAAGCCCUGACCCUGCCCCAGGUUGCACGCCUGGAGCAGACAUGGCAGGCCCUGCAGCAACUUCACACCCAAAGUGCCAUCACCUUCCAGAAGCAGCUGAAGCCGGCCCUGCGGGACCUGGAUGAGUGUUUUGCGCUGCCCCCGGCGAGUGACGUUGUGGUGCCCCACAUUGUGCCGGUGCUCCGUGCCAUGGAGGGAGAGGAUGAUGCUGGGGGCACCAUGGAGGAAAGCUGCGCCCGGCUGCUCCGAGUCCUGCAGGCAGCGAGAUCCUAUGCAGCAAAUGCAGAAUUGCACCAGAAGAAUGCAGAGAACAAGCUGGAAGGACACACUGCUCUCCCAGAGCUCGGAGAGGCUUUUCAGACGGAAUUCUCCCUGAGGCUGUUCUGGGGCAGUAAAGGUGCCACCGUGGAGCAGAAAGAGAGGUACCGGAAGUUUGAUCAGAUCCUCAGUGUUUUAUCCCAAAAGUUGGAACCGGAGCGAGACAGGAGCAGGCUGGUGAGCAGCGUAUACGGAGCCGUGUAUUAGGGCCCCCCCCCCCCUACAAACAUUGGCUUAUGGCGAGGGGCGUGUGGGACUGCUGAGCCAAAUGUUACGAUGGGCAAAACGCACGGAUGGAGGAGCUGCUGAUUGGCACCAAUGCCCCCCGUGGGGCAGUACCAUUUAUACUGACAAGCAAGAGGAGGUGACAGUUACCCCCCCACCGGCCGGCCCCUCUAUCCCCCCCGGGCGUCGCUGCCCAUAGAACAGUGUGUUUGGCACAGGCUGCCCGUUAUGCCGCUAAUUACAAGCCGGCGCGCCAGCCAAAUGCUCUGAUAAUUACAUUGCCUGAUGGUCAUAAACACACGCAGGGCUCCAUCCUGUAGCCACGAACAUGCACUGAAUUCUAUUGGCCGGAGGGACUGUCAGCUGAUCUCACACUUCCAAGCACCUUGUAUUACACUGUACAGCACCCAGUGGCACCCAGUGCCAAUAGCUCAUUACACACUGCACCUUUCAUGCUUUAAAGCUGUGAAUCUAUGACACUGUAUUUGCCCCUAUUGUAUCUAUCGUACUGCCACCCCGCGGGGCUCAUUCACAAAGUGCAACAACUGGCAGCAAAAUACCCACAGAUGGUUCCCUGGGGUCCGAGUGCGAAACUGCCCAGUCCAAUAAAGCAGUAACAAUGGGUGCAGUGGCGCUCAGUGCUAUAUACCCAUUCUAGCCCCCUUAUAACUUGCCCACAGGGUUGGACUGGGCCAGCGGGGCACCCAUGAGCCCCACCGGCCCAGACCCAAUCUCCACCGGCACUCACCUAAUAAACUCCCUCCCCUGUUCAAACUGAAGAUAAGGUGGCAGGGACCCUGAAGGGGUGUGGGGGGCCAUGGCGGGGCCUCUGGAGGGGUGUGAGGGCCAUGGUAGGCCCUGAAGGGGUGUUGGGGGCCAUGGUGGGGUCCCUGGAGGGGUGUGGGGGGCCAUGGUGGGGUCCCUGGAGGGGUGUGGGGGGCCAUGGUGGGGUCCCUGGAGGGGUGUGGGGGGCCAUGGUGGGGUCCCUGGAGGGGUGUGGGGGCCAUGAUAGGGCCCUUGGAGGAGUGUGGGGGGCCAUGGCGGGGUGUGGGGACCCCUAAAGGGGUGUGGGGCCAUGGCAGGCUCCUGAAGGGGUGUGGGGGGGCCAUGGUGGGGUGUGGGGGCCAUGAUAGGGCCCUUGGUGGGGUGUGGGGGCCAUGAUAGGGCCCUUGGAGGAGUGUGGGGGGCCAUGGCGGCAGCUCAUGGGCCCUGCACACCCCAGCCCGAUCCUACUUGCCUUUGUAUAUGAGCCCUUGCAUGUAUCAGACUGGUGGGGGUUAUGUUUCAUUAGUAGAUGCUUCUAAUACAUUUCAUGAUGACUUUUAUUUUAUAUUUAUUUGUUACUGUUCUGCCUUAGCAGUUGCUGUGAAAUGACUCAGGCCGUCUGACCCUGAUGCACAGCAUGAGUAAGGGAGCCCCUCCCAUUCCAGCUUUCCCCUUAUAGUCGGGAACAAACAGCAUUCGGUUGCACAGGGGGAGAUAUUAUUAGGCUGAGGGAGGAACAGCAAUAAAACAAUUAGUUAUGAAAUCUAUAAGAAGAAAAAACCACAAGGCACGUGCGACUGCAACAAUCAGCUGCUCCACAUGGGUCUGGGGGGGGGGGUGCUCUGGUUUUUCUAGGGACCAUUCAGAUUUUAUAUUUUGUUAUCUUUAUAAAACAGAUUUACAUUUUAUUAAAGAUUAUUUUUACUAAAGAAAUGUGAUAUUUGUAUUUA